AUGGAAGAAAAAAGCAGAACAAUCAAGCCAAAAAUGAUCACCAAAUCCCAUUUAGUCUCUUCUAUCCUCUUCCUCCUCUCUUACAGUACUAUCCUCCACCAUUUGCAAGCCCAACCAAGCACUCAAGGAUUCACCUGCACAGCCAAUCAGAGUUCCUUUCCAUGUCAAACCUAUGCGUUCUACAGAGCCUCAGCUCCUAACUUCCUUGACCUUGCCUCAAUCGGUGACCUUUUCUCGGUUAGCCGCCUUAUGAUAUCAAAACCAAGUAACAUCUCCUCUCCAACCUCACCUCUUAUACCCAAUCAACCCCUCUUUGUCCCUUUAUCAUGUUCGUGCAACAGCAUCAAUGGCACUAGUAUCUCCUUUGCAAACAUCACAUAUACCAUCAAACCAAAUGACACUUUCUACGUUGUCUCGACUGAAUACUUCCAAAACCUAACUACUUUCCAGUCUGUUGAGCUUGUUAACCCUACACUUGUCCCCACACAACUCAAAAUAGGAGUAGAUGUGAUCUUUCCGAUAUUUUGCAAGUGUCCUAAUCAAACCCAAUUGCAAAAUAAGGUGAAUUAUCUGGUGUCUUAUGUGUUUCAGCCUUCUGAUAGCUUAUCUUCAGUUGCUUCAACAUUUGGAGUUGAAACACAAUCUAUUGUGGAUGUUAAUGGCAAUAACAUACAGCCUCUCGAUACCAUAUUCAUUCCAGUCAACCAACUUCCACGACUGGCACAACCCACAGUUGUUCCUUCUGUGCAGCCUUCUGGGAAGACUGAGAGGAAAGGUUUGAUUAUAGGAUUAGCAGUUGGGCUAGGAAUUGCCGGGCUUUUGUUGGUCUUGGUAACUGGGGUUUGGUUUUAUCGAGAGGGUGUAUUGAAGAAGAGAAGAGAUGUUGAGAGAGAUGACGAGAAGCAGAAGAUGCAGUUCAGUGCGGCAAGGAAAGGUCCGAAGGAUAUAGAAGUGAAUUUGAUGGCAGAUGUUUCAGAUUGCUUGGAUAAGUACAGGGUCUUUAAGAUUGAUGAACUGAAAGAAGCUACUAAUGAGUUCGGUGAGAAUUGCUUGAUUGAAGGAUCUGUGUAUAAAGGGUUCAUAAAUGGUGAGGCCUAUGCCAUCAAGAAGAUGAAGUGGAAUGCCUGUGAGGAGCUCAAGAUAUUGCAGAAGGUAAACCAUGGCAACUUGGUGAAGCUAGAGGGCUUUUGCAUAGACCCCGAGGAUGCAAAUUGCUAUAUGGUCUAUGAGUACAUAGACAAUGGCUCUCUGGAUUCAUGGUUACAUGGCAACAAGAAAGAAAAACUAAGCUGGAGAACAAGGUUACACAUUGCAAUUGAUGUUGCAAAUGGUCUCCAAUACAUCCAUGAGCACACUAGGCCAAGGGUUGUACACAAAGACAUUAAAAGCAGCAACAUUCUGCUCGACUCUAGCAUGAGAGCCAAAAUUGCCAACUUUGGACUUGCAAAAUCAGGCUGCAAUGCCAUAACAAUGCACAUUGUUGGCACUCAAGGCUACAUCGCACCUGAAUAUUUAGCUGAUGGGGUGGUGUCGACAAGAAUGGAUGUUUUCUCAUUUGGUGUGGUUUUGCUUGAGCUGAUCUCAGGCAGAGAAGCAAUUGAUGAAGAAGGCAAGGUUUUGUGGGCUGAAGCUAGUGGAAUCUUGAAGGGAAACGUUGAAGAGAUGAAGGUGAAGAGAUUGACGGCAUGGAUGGAUAAGGUUCUUUUAGAGGAAUCAUGUUCAAUGGAGAGUGUAAUGAAUGCAAUGGCUGUUGCAACUGCUUGCUUGCAUAGAGAUCCAUCAAAGAGGCCUACCAUGGUGGAUAUUGUUUAUGCCUUGUGUAAGAGUGAUGAUUUGGUUUUUGACGUAUCAGAAGACGGAUUGGCAGACCCUCAGGCUGGUAGACAAGGAGCCGGAAGGUGUAUCGAAGUUGUGGGUCUUGGUCGAUCCGAAGAAGUUGUAAUCGAUGUUUAUACUAUGGAGAAAGGUCGCACAAAGUGGUCCGUUAAGUACUAUCUACAAAUGAAUGACUUUGUAAUGCCAUAUGCUAUGAUAAAGGUAUUGUCAUUUAUUGAGGGGAACAAUGAGGCGGGGCCAUUACUUGGUGAUGAUGAGAAGCCCCGGUGA
Messenger RNA from Dovyalis caffra, 2106 nucleotides. NCBI's taxonomy places the organism in Eukaryota, Viridiplantae, Streptophyta, Magnoliopsida, Malpighiales, Salicaceae. The record is from the annotation of a GenBank genome assembly.